CCCAAUUCUCAAUUCCCCGACGCUCAGCCGUCGCAACAAAUCGCGGAGCACUCGCCGUCGUCCGUCACCGGGCUGUCCAACCUACGUCGACUCCGGACGCAUCGCUCGCCAUACGAUCAGCCCUCCGUUCGCUGUACGGGCUCGCGGGUUGCGACCCUAAUAGCUGACUGAUUCUAGGCGCCAUGUCACUGCCCGUCGACGCCGCCAUCAUCCAGUUCACCCAGAUCCUAUUCUCCCAUGCGCCAGCCGGCCCCGUGGGCCGUGAGUCCGUGAUCCAGCGUCCCAGGACCCAGGCUCCCAGUACCAGCCUCUUCUAUCCGGCAUCCAGCGAGCAGCAAAUCCAGAGACCUCGACUCCUCCUAACCCUAGCCGCCAGGCUCCAGUGCUCCACCGCUCCAGCAGAUCCCGGACCCGGAAGCAGCGAGGAAACACAGGGCGACCAAGGCCCGUCUGGACUCUGGAUCCGCCGGUCCGCCACUCCGCCCCUCAUCUCCGACCUGAGCGCGCCGCCCUGCCCCGCCCCGCCUCUCCCUCGAGCGCUGUCCGCGCCUCCGCGCCUCCGCGGUCCGCGUCCGGCCGUCCGCCCAGGGCCCAGGCAGUUGCUGCCUGCUGGCUUGCUGCCGUCCGCCAGGCCGCCUAGGCACACAGCACACUACUUCUACAGUUCUACGGCCAGCGCCCAGCGGUCCAGUCCAGCUUCCAAAUGGCUAGUGAGGACUCGAAAGAUAUGCUGAAGAACGUGGACUGGAAGACCGUGGGCGGUGCUGUGACUACUGAAUCUAGCCAGCCAGUUGUCAAGAAACGCCUUCCGAAGAAGAUCAGACAAGUCCCUGAGUGCUAUUUUCUGCCUCGGCGAUCUUUGCCUUCUGCACUGGCAAUCUAUGGUGCCGUGUGUGCUGCUGGAGUUGGUGCAGGAAUGCUGAUCGAGGUGUGGAUAAACAAAAAGAUCAAAGAGGAUAGUGCUAUUAUCUGGGAGAUGGAUAAAUGAUGUGCAGUUCUGCACCACACUUUGAUAUGGUGGAAGCAGUUUCGGCACUGCGAUAUUUGCUAGCUCUCAAGUUAAGAAUUUUGUUUAUAGGAUUCCUUCGUCCGUUUGUUUUAUUUUGAUUGAGGUAUUGCCAAGAUGGAUUCAAGAACGUUCAUCCGCAGUUCAUUUACCAGAACACGAGUAAAAACUCUGGCUGCUGAAAAUAUAGCUCCACCACAACUCUAAAAUAACUUAUAAUUUGAAAUCGAGGAAGUAUUUCUGUUAUCAUGCUAAAUAAAAUGUUGUAUAUUCUAGUUUUUUUUCACAUGACUCCCUCGGUUCCUUGGAAGUGCAACACAGCACUUGCUUGUUUCAGGUUUUUCUCUCUCUUUUGCCUCUAUUCUCCACAAAUGAGAACCGAUGCUAAGGGCAUGUACAAUCCACACUGUAUCUUAAGGGAUAUAUGAGGGUGUAAAUGAAAAAAAGAAUGAUAUAUGAGGUUUUAAAUGAAAAAAAAAGAAACAUAUCUUGGUUAAGGAAUGUCUAUGUCACAGUUUUCUAAGUCUAAGGUACGGUUCUACACUUCUACUUAUACAAUUCAAAUAAAUGAGUUAUCUUUUAAGUGAUUCUAGUGAAUAAGAUAAAAAAAUUUAGAUACAUUAGGUUGUAUGAAGAGUUUCUUAGAUGUAUCUAGUGCUUGGAGAACUAUAACAUAGUAAUUAAGUUGUACAUGCUCUAGGAACAUGUUUGGCUGAGCUAUAGGAUAGGUUGUGCUCGGUAGAUCGUUUAUAUGGUCAUUGCACUGUAUAUUACUCUGUUUAAAAAAAUGAAGUUUGAAAUAGGUGGUGUGGUGGUAGGUGGGAUAGGAAGUCUGCUAGAGAUAGCCUUUAUGAAAAUGUUGGUGUGCAUUAUGGACUUUUAAAAAUUGUUUUGAAGUCUAAGCUAUGAGAGAAAGUUAAAAAUGUGUUUAAUUAAACAUUUGAUUUUUGAUAAACCUGUUGUAAGUCUCUCUUACGAGCGGAAUCCACAUCUCAUCCAUAGUCCUCCCAACUUGGGGCAGGAUUGAGUGCUGCAGCAGGGCCCAUUGGCAGGACCAGUGAAAAGGGAUCUGGGAUAUGCUACACUUACAGCUGCAGCAAAGGUGCCUUCGUUGGUGUUUCACUGGAAGGGAAUGUGGUGACAACUAGAAUGGAAACCAAUCUCCGCUUCUACGGUGAUGCAUACCAGACGGCAACCCAUAUCCUGUUUGGGAGGGUGGAGCGGCCCCGAGCUGCUCAGCCCUUGUUUGCUAGCCGAUUUAGGGCUUCUUAAGGGUGGAUUGAAGAUGAUUAGAGAGGAUUAAAUCGAUUGAUAGUCAAAUUAAAUAGAAAGAGAGUUAAUCCCCCUCAAUCCUUUUCUAUCCGCAUGCAACCGAUCCAUGCUUUAGAUCAUUGGAUGGUUUCACUACUGACACCAGUCCACACAUUAAAUAUUAGCAGAGUAUUUAGUGUUAGAUUAUUGUAGAAAUUACGAUUUAGACUUGUUUCUAAAUGAAUAAUUUUAUAUAUAAUUAGAAGAUCAUGAUCGGUUGAGAGA
This is a messenger RNA of Zea mays, 2542 nucleotides long. RefSeq lists its product as uncharacterized. Lineage: Eukaryota; Viridiplantae; Streptophyta; Magnoliopsida; Poales; Poaceae. The transcript is spliced from 5 exons. The record is from RefSeq and is a predicted model, not a curated record. The coding region runs from base 704 to 988 and encodes 94 amino acids.